This is a messenger RNA of Neoarthrinium moseri, 1116 nucleotides long. RefSeq lists its product as uncharacterized. The record is from RefSeq and is a predicted model, not a curated record. Gene Ontology annotation, cellular component: cytoplasm. NCBI's taxonomy places the organism in Eukaryota, Fungi, Ascomycota, Sordariomycetes, Amphisphaeriales, Apiosporaceae. The transcript has 2 exons. Gene Ontology annotation, biological process: aromatic amino acid biosynthetic process. Gene Ontology annotation, molecular function: 3-deoxy-7-phosphoheptulonate synthase activity. The coding region runs from base 1 to 1116 and encodes 371 amino acids.
AUGUUUGCUGACGACGCAUCAGUCCUGGGUCAGGAUCCCCUGAUCCCACCCGCCCUUCUGAUCUCGGAGAUUCCUAUGACCGAGACUGCACUGCAGACUGUGUUGAAAGGGCGCCGGGAAGCUGCCGCCAUUGUCAUGGGCCAGGACGACCGCCUGCUGGUCGUCGUCGGCCCUUGCUCCAUCCAUGACCCUGCCAUGGCUCACGAGUACUGCACGCUGCUUCGCGAGCUCUCGGAGAAGCUCAAGGGUGACCUCUGCAUCGUCAUGCGUGCCUACCUCGAGAAGCCGCGCACGACCGUUGGCUGGAAGGGUUUGAUCAACGACCCCGAUAUCGACGAGACUUACAAGAUCAACAAGGGCCUCCGCAUCUCGCGGCAAAUGUUCUGCGACCUCACCUCCAGCGGCAUGCCCAUCGCCAGCGAGAUGCUGGACACCAUCAGCCCCCAGUUCCUGGCCGACCUGAUCUCGGUAGGUGCCAUCGGCGCCCGCACGACCGAGUCGCAGCUGCACCGAGAGCUGGCCAGCGGUCUGUCUUUCCCCAUCGGUUUCAAGAACGGCACCGACGGCAGCUUGGGCGUGGCCAUCGAUGCCAUUGGCGCCGCGGCCGCUAAGCACCACUUCAUGGGUGUGACAAAGGAGGGUCUGGCUGCCAUUACGCGCACAAAGGGCAACGAGCACGGUUUCGUCAUCCUCCGAGGUGGUACCAAGGGCACCAACUACGACGCCGAGAACGUCAAGGCGGCCAAGGAGACCUUGAUCAAGAAGGGCCAGAAGCAGGCCAUCAUGGUCGACUGCUCUCACGGCAACUCGAACAAGGACCACCGCAACCAGCCCAAGGUGGCCAAGGUCAUUGGCGACCAGCUCAGGGAGGGAGAGAAGGCCAUUAUCGGUGUCAUGAUCGAGUCCAACAUCAACGAGGGCAACCAAAAGGUCCCGGCCGAGGGGCCAGCGGGUCUGAAGAAGGGCGUCAGUAUCACGGAUGCCUGCAUCGACUGGCAGUCGACAGUGACCGUGCUGGAGGACCUGGCUUCGGCAGUGCGCGCCCGCCGGGAGAAGAACGGACCCAACGGCCAUGCCAACGGCAACGGCCAGGUCACGAUCUUGGAGGAGGAAUAA